AUAUGGACCGCUACAGCUUGGCUAAGUUUGUUAUGGUCCUGUGUCAAAUUUCCAGAAUUAUCAUUGUUAAGAGAUGAAUUAUGGCAGAAAUGAUGCCUAAUUUAUGGCCUAGACUUCACAUAGAUUUUUUUUCUUUAGAGAACUUUCUCAACGCUCAAGCUAUCAUGAAGCGGGUGUUAUGGUAAACUUUCCUUUAUAGAUCAGCAAUCUAUAGAAAGGUCGCAAUAUUUAUGGUUUGCACGAAAUAAAAAGAGACCUAUACAGUUUUGUAAAUAUAUAGAAUUUCCUUCCUACUUCUGGGCGCUUCUCUUCAUUAUUUGGUGCCUUAUUACAUCCCUUCUGGCACAAUUCAAUAAAAUGCGUAAAAUAAUGCAAAAUUAUCCCAAAAUAUUUUCAAUUGGCUUGUUUUCCGCCAAAGGACCAAACUAUUAUCUUUUAGAAAUGUCUUCGUAUAAAAUAAAAUUACAAUCCAAAGGUUGGUCCAGUGCGGCACUGUGUCCAAAAUUGCAUAUAAAUGAUUAUUCUAUAGUUGAUCGCCAACUAAAUAUUGAAAUAAGUGGUGAGAAUCCUUUUUAUGGUUGCGGUUGCGUUUGUCUGUUAUUGAGCGCUACAACUAUACUUGAGGAAAGGAAUAAAAUGCCGGAAAGGGGAGGAGUAUUACCACCUGGUUAUGCCUUUUACAAUACCAAUAUUAUACAUAAGUUUCAAAAUUAUCCAAAUUAUUUGCGCAUCAAAGUUUUAUAAAAGUUAAAAAAAGAAAGCACGAGCAUUGAAACCCCU
Molecule: messenger RNA, 780 nt
Organism: Lucilia sericata (common green bottle fly)
Lineage: Eukaryota; Metazoa; Arthropoda; Insecta; Diptera; Calliphoridae
Product: saccharopine dehydrogenase-like oxidoreductase
Exons: 4
Coding region: 358-744 (128 amino acids)
Biological process (GO): glycolipid biosynthetic process
Cellular component (GO): lipid droplet; plasma membrane; mitochondrion
Source: RefSeq, a predicted model, not a curated record